Molecule: messenger RNA, 402 nt
Organism: Amphibalanus amphitrite
Lineage: Eukaryota; Metazoa; Arthropoda; Thecostraca; Balanomorpha; Balanidae
Product: dynein light chain Tctex-type 5-like
Exons: 3
Coding region: 1-402 (133 amino acids)
Biological process (GO): microtubule-based movement
Cellular component (GO): cytoplasmic dynein complex; cytoplasm
Molecular function (GO): dynein intermediate chain binding
Source: RefSeq, a predicted model, not a curated record
AUGCCAGUCCCACUACCUCCAGAUGACCCCAGAUUCAAGCAACGUGUCGAGAACACCUUCCGCCUGGAUCCGGAGGCCAGCGAGAGGUUCAGGUGCGGCCACGCCAAGGACCUUGUACAGGCGCGCCUGACGGAGGCCCUGCAGGGGGUGCAGUACGACGUGGAGCAGGCCCGGUCUCUGGCAGUGAGCAUCGCCAACAACAUCAGACUGGACCUGGAGCAGCUAUACCUGCCCAGGUAUAAGCUGGUGGCACACGUGCUGAUCAGUGAGCGGCGCGACCAGGGCCUGGCGGUGGGAUGCCGCUUCCUCUGGGAUGACGCCAAGGACAACUUUGCUACGGCGACAUUCGAGAACCAGACGUUGGUCGCUGUGGCCGCCGUGUUCGGCACCUACUGCGAGUGA